AUGAACUUUGUUCGCCGUGUCUUUACAAGCAGUCCUGCGUUGAGUGCGCUGCCCAUAUCUGAGACGCCAGCGUCACUCAAUUAUGCACUCUCAAGCUUUCGCUGGCAUUUGGACUCUCGUUCACCCAGUAAGGCUAUUCUAGUUCACGAUUUUUUAUCAUCAUCAGCUUCCUGGCAACAAUUAUUGCACGAGAGUCUCGGUAGACUUCCUCUCUCACAAUUAACACCUAAAGUUCCACUGGAACUCUAUGCAGUAGAUCUACGAGGACACAACUUCUCUAAAACUCUGCCAUGUCCUGCAGAUGAAACAAAGUUUACAUUAGCGUGUGCUGCUGAUAUUGCGUUACAUCAGAAGCAAAUAUUACGAACAGAUGCGAAAUUGGUUGGUAUGGGCUUUGGUGCUCUUGUUGCAUGCCAGGCUGCGCUUCAUUCCCCUCACUCUGGCUUUGAUUCUCUCACGCUUUAUGUGAAUAGCCCUUCACAGUUGAUGACAUGUGACCCUUCACACUACUCUCUUCCUUCUAUAAUUGGUAGUGUACCUAAAGAGAUUAAAACCCUCAAUGAGCUCAAUCAGUUUCUUCUGAAAAGGGUGCCAAAUACGGUUGAGAGAGCUCUUAUCUUUUCUAACGUGGAUCAACUGGAUGGAACAAUUGAUUUUCGUUUUAGCAAUGAGGUUUUAAAUUAUCGUAGUCCACUAAAAUGGACAAUGGAUAUUGAUGAAAGUGUCAUGUUCACAAAACAAGUGACAGUAUUUUAUUGUUCUGAUGAACCAUUCCCAGAAGAGGUUAACAAUAAGUUUAUGAAACAUUUCCCUAAAGCAAAAUUUGUAAAACUUGAAGGCACACAAGGUGGGGAUCUUUCUGGUUUGUACGCUCAGGGUCCUUAUGUCGUUCGUACCCUUUUAGAAUCGAUGGACUUGCUUGGUGAAGUGGAGAUGGAGGAAUAA
Trypanosoma theileri is the source of this 945-nucleotide messenger RNA. RefSeq lists its product as uncharacterized. The transcript has a single exon. The record is from RefSeq and is a predicted model, not a curated record. Bases 1 to 945 code for a protein of 314 amino acids. Lineage: Eukaryota; Euglenozoa; Kinetoplastea; Trypanosomatida; Trypanosomatidae.